AUAUAGCUUCCUCCUUCUUGACAUGUCGAGGAGAAUUUCGAUCCGCUCGCCCUCUCAUCACUAGCAGAUAGGUUGAUCAGCCACUGCAAUCAAUCUUGGUCUCUUACUUCUUCUCGCACCGCCAGACACACAACUGCCAGCAACCAUGGGUGGCGGAACUUCCAUCUGGGCCUCGCCCGAUUACAAGAAAGAUCCCAGGGAGAUCUUCAACAAGAGGCUUCUUCUUCUGGCGUUGACGACUGCCUGUGCAGGCUGCGCUUAUGGAUUCGACCAAGGCAAUAUUGGCGGUGUCCUCACAUUCCCUGCCUUCCGCUCGACCUUUGGAUACGAUGAGCUCUCCGCUCAAGCUGCGGAUGAGAGAGAAGGCGUGGUAGCAGGCAUGCUUUCGGCCGGCGGCGCUGGAGGUGCCCUCAUUGCGGCCCCCCUUGCUGACUUCCUCGGCCGCAAGUACGCCAUUGCCAUCAUGAGCACUGUCUUUAUAAUCGGCGCUGCCCUGCAAGAAGUCCCUAUCCUGGACGCCAUGUAUGUUGGCCGAUUCCUGGCCGGCCUGGCUAUCGGCGCCACGUCCAUGCUUUCACCCCAGUUCCUGGCGGAAAACUCGCCCAAAUCCAUCCGUGGCACACUGACGACCUCAUACAACCUCAUGAUCAUCAUGGCGCUCGCUCUUGCCUUUUGGAUCAACUACGGUAUCAGCCGCUGGCCAGAGGAGCAGUUCAAGACGAAUAGAUCUUGGCAACUGUCCCUCGGCAUCCAGAUGAUACCAGCGGGCUUCGUCAUGAUUUCGAUUUGGUUCCUCCUCGAGACGCCGCGUGCUCUGAUCGCCCGAGGAAAAGACGAGGAAGGACUCAAGAACCUCUGCAAGCUCCGCCAGCUGCCAGCUGAGCACCCCUACGUCCAGCAGGAAUACAACGAGAUUGUGGCCCAGACCGAGAGCGAGCAAGGCAGCGCCAGGAGCUUCAACUACAUUGCCGUGUUCAAGUCCCUAGCAGGCAGUGCGACCAACCGACGUCGCUUUCUCCUCUCUAUGCUGCUGUUCCUCUUCCAGAAGCUGACCGGCACCGACGCCCUCAACUACUUUGCGCCUCAGAUCUUCACCAUGAUUGGUGUUCCGGCCGGUUCCAGCUCGCUUCUGACUGUUGGUGUGUAUGGCAUUGUCAAACUGACGGCCACCAUCAUCUAUGUGUCGUUUAUUGUCGACCGUGUCGGCCGCCGUAUCCCGCUUCUCGUCGGAGGAACAAUCCAGGGCUGUGCUAUGCUCUACAUGGGCCUCUACCUCCGAUUCGGCAACGUGGAGGCUGGCGCUGGGACCAACGCUGGAGGCAUUGUCGGGAUCAUCUUUAUCCAGCUGUAUGCCAUCGGCUGGUCUUUCGGCUACUCGGUCGCGCCCUACGUCGUCACCGCCGAGAUCUUCCCGACACGCAUCCGCUCCGUCGGCAUGUCGCUGUGCUUCUGCUUCAAGUGGCUCGUCACCUAUGGCAUCACCUCGGCUGUCCCUCACAUGAUGCGCAAUCUUGGCUACGGCACGUUUCUCUUCUUUGGAUGCUCGACCCUGUUCGGCGUCUGCGUCUUCUAUGUGAUCUUGCCCGAACUCAAGGGCCGCAGUCUCGAGUCGAUGGAUGAUCUCUUUGAGCGCCCUCUGUACAAGAUGUGGAAGCAUGCCUAUCCCACCGAGGAGGAGAAGGUGUACCAUACCACUAACCCGGUUUUUGAGGAGAAGGAGGGUUUCGAGCACGUCACGAAUGUCGAAACACGCAAGGGAGCCGAUGUCUAA
This is a messenger RNA of Emericellopsis atlantica, 1771 nucleotides long. Its product is annotated as quinate permease. Lineage: Eukaryota; Fungi; Ascomycota; Sordariomycetes; Hypocreales; Bionectriaceae. Gene Ontology annotation, molecular function: carbohydrate:proton symporter activity. Gene Ontology annotation, biological process: carbohydrate transport; transmembrane transport. Gene Ontology annotation, cellular component: membrane. The coding region runs from base 146 to 1771 and encodes 541 amino acids. The transcript has 5 exons. The record is from RefSeq and is a predicted model, not a curated record.